Pichia membranifaciens NRRL Y-2026 is the source of this 1565-nucleotide messenger RNA. RefSeq lists its product as hypothetical. The record is from RefSeq and is a predicted model, not a curated record. Lineage: Eukaryota; Fungi; Ascomycota; Pichiomycetes; Pichiales; Pichiaceae. The coding region runs from base 279 to 1253 and encodes 324 amino acids. The transcript has a single exon.
CUUAUCUCGUUCUGGCCAAAAGGGCAUGCGUCCAUUUCCUACUAUGACCGGUGCUAUCAACCGGCAAGACAGCCCGAGUGUUGUGCCCCGCUGGUGCACGGGCUGUGUGCCACAGCGAUAGGCCAUGGGGCUUCUCCGUCUCAUCUAUCUCUGAUCAGAGCACAAGCCGAUUUCCGGUGGUGCAAUCUCGGAGUAAUGGGUGGCAGUACAAACAAUACCGUCGACAGCAGACGGUAGAUGCCGCUGCUGCUGAAAAGCCCUAUACAAUUGAGCGGAAGAUGGUUGGCGUGCACGACUAUAAGGUGAAAGAUUUACAGCUUAUUUUGGGCCAGGAUCUUCACAGCAGAGAGAACAGGCAGGUGGCUCUGUUCUUGCAGGAGCUGGAGCUCUUCCUGGCACAUGUUCGGGAACACAUCAAGGGAAAAAAGCUCAACCACUUGCAGUUUAGCCACACGGGGAAUGUGAGGGUGUGGUUCAACCAGAUCAUGGGAUAUGUCCGGGAAAACAGCGGGGUCUCUCUCGGAGAGCUCCUAGCGCAGCUGAUGAGCUCAGUGCCGCCAGAGCAGGUGAACGCCGGCGGCCGCACGUACUCGAGUCUGCAGGUAGGAAAGACGGCGGGGAUGGGCAAGGAGGCGCUCUUUGUGACGCUGCUGCGGGCCCGAGAGGCGUUGUGCGUGCUCCUGGACCAUUGCGAAGUCGACAAGGCGCUGACAGCCGUGUCCAGGACGGAGGUCGGCAGCUUGAUCGAAACAGAGCUCAAGUUUGAGCUUGGCGUCGAUUCCCACGCCCACGUCUCGCUCAGACGUCUUCCGCUACUCGUAGACCACAAGCUCUACAUGAUACGCCGAUACCUUGCGCACAACCAGGCGACCGUUGCCGGCAGCGGCGCAAACACCAGCAAGAGGCGGCGAACAGUCGGCCACGACUACAUCACUGCGGCACUCACGCAACGCGUGAUGGACGCAAUGAGCCGCAACCGUCAUUACCAGGGCCCAAUCAGCUCCUUCACGCCGAACCGCUUCUGGGACGGUCGCAGCACAAGUCGCAGCAGCGCCAACAACGAAGAAGACGACGAGGAAGUGCUCGACUACCAAGACCGCAGCAGUGACGACAACGACAACGACAGCGCCAACGACAACGAAUCCGACGGGUCCGAAGAGAUGGACGUGGAGUCUGGCAACAGCUCUGGCGAGUUUGACCCGGAUCUCUUUGUCGACAACCCCGAAGCGCUCACCAGCGACCGUUCUUGGUAAUUGCCCCGUUGCCCCGUUGACCUUUGUCGACGCGUCGGCGUCGCGUCGGCGCAGGCGGCGUCUUUUUGUCCGUCUCGUCAUCGCUCCGCUUUCGUCUGCGUCUGCGUCUGGGCUUCGUGAGCUUUGCUUCCGCUCGUGUCGUUGUUGCCUGUCUCUGGGGCCUGCGUCGUCUCCAGCACGUCUGUCUAUUCUCUUCCAGCUCGAACGGUGGCAGAACCUCCGGAGUGGGGGCAGCUCUCUUGGACGCCCGUGUGUGGCCCUACGUCACCUUGGGUAUACUUGUCUGUAACUUGCAUCCUCCAGAGCGUCCUC